Bufo bufo (common toad) is the source of this 1680-nucleotide messenger RNA. RefSeq names its product sialic acid-binding Ig-like lectin 12. The transcript has 11 exons. The record is from RefSeq and is a predicted model, not a curated record. NCBI's taxonomy places the organism in Eukaryota, Metazoa, Chordata, Amphibia, Anura, Bufonidae. The coding region runs from base 139 to 1464 and encodes 441 amino acids.
AGUAGAGAUCAGACCAGAGGUCAGAGAACAGCAUAUUGUAUAUAGCCGUGGAAGCUGGACACUAAAGAAAGGGGAUUAUAAGAGGACGCACCACAUAGGAGAAUUCAAGAUCCUAGAGAAAUCAAUGUAACAAAGAAUAUGGGGAAUAAAAAACAUGUAUUUUCCAUGUAUUAUAUUUUGGCUUUAGUUUUGAUUGAUUCCCAGCUGUGGAGCAGUUCUGUCUGUGAACGGCUCCCUGGAUAUAAGAUAGAUACAAGUCCAUCGGUGACGGUGCACCGAGGUCUCUGUGUCCAUGUUCCAUGCUUGUUUACCGUGCCCAGAGAUGUACAGUUAUCUAUAUCUACCACUGGUGAAUGGUAUACAGUCUUCAAUGAUUAUGGAAUUACUAUUGCUUUUAAAAAUAAUCUUAAACAUCAGUCAUAUAAUGGACGCUUCUUUCUGACCGGAAAUGUGUCCAGCGGAGACUGCUCAUAUUCCAUAGAAGACCCAUUGCCUGCAGAUGAGGGAAUAUAUUUUUUUAGAGUUGAAGAUUAUCCCAUACAGUUCACCUAUCAGGAUAUCCAGCCUCAUGUGAAUGUAACCGACCUCACAGAUAAACCUAUCAUCUCCUCUACAAGGCUGGUGAAUGGGGAGGAGGUGACUUGGACCUGUACAAGUCCUGGUAGAUGCCGGAUGAUAAGACCACAGAUUACAUGGGAAGGACCCAUGACUGGUAUAAGACAGAAGAAGUAUGAUGUCACCUAUGGAGAUGGCAGCAGAACCGUCCAUUCCAAUAUCACAUUCACCCCAAGGAAGUCACACAACAAUUCUCCAUUAUUCUGUAGAGUGACCUUCAAACCAGGCGUGACCACAGUGAAGAAGAGGACGCUGAAUGUUGAACAUUCCCCAUCUAUGAAAAUCACCAUGGAAGGUGCUGAUACUGAUGAUAUCACCGCUGUGAAUGUGACGGACGGGGAUUCUAUAACUAUGAAGUGCAUUGUAGACAGUAACCCAAAGGCUUCCAUUACUUGGUAUAAAGAAGACAUUGAGGUCCAGCGGACUAUAAGUGACCGGACUGUCACCCUUACACUCAGCAACAUUACCCAGAGUGAUGCUGGGAGAUAUCGGUGUUCUGCAGAGAAUGAACAUGGGGCCGCACACAGGACGGUAGAAAUCAUAUAUCACAGUAUCGAUUCACAUAAUUUUGGAGGAUCCAAACUCCUUAUCCUUUUUGCAAAGAUCGGACCAAUCUGCUUCCUGCUGGUGCUUGCAUUGCUGGUGUUUGCUUGCUGGAGAAAAAGACAGAAGAAGCCGACAAACAGUGAGACUGAUGACACAUAUACUGAUCUGAGGUUGUCGGGUAUUACAAGUAUUUAUGAUCAGCUGAAGCCCGAGAUCCCUGCAGCCGCCAAUGUUCUAGGACCUGAUCAUCAAGACUCCUUGUGGAGAAAAGGCACUACAUGGGAGUUGCUCGCACAGCUCUAGAGGCAGCCGACAUUGGCGUAGGGCUGGCACAUUUUGAGCCUGCAUCCACAGCAUCAGUGGAAUUGCCAUUUCCUGAUUUUACCAUGAUAGAAGCAGAUCUGGCCCUGCCAGUUCUUGUGGAGUUUUUGGCUGUACAUUGCAUCUGCUCUUUAGUGCCACCAUGGUCACCACCCUUCUCCUCUGACUUUUUUCACCUCCUCAGCACCUAGUUUCACC